ACGAAAUUCAGGACGUUUGGUGUCAAAGAAGCAACGCUUCUUCAAAACCUGGCAACCAAAUGCUGCUGAAAACGCUGGAACAGAAGACGCUGCACAAUCACGCAAGUUGCUCAAAUCACUUUGGCAUCGGGACAUAUCAGCAGCCAAACUGAUCAUGUACAAAGGUCUUUGCACGCUGCUUGACAUUCCGAUACAUCCAGCAUUGCUGCGACGACCAGAUGACGACGGCGUUCCACUCAAUCCAUAAAUCAAAAUUCAGCGUUUAGCAUUAAAGUUUUUUUUUAACAAAUAUUUUCUAAUAGUUUAUUAGAGUUCUCAAGCCUUGCACUUAGUGGGCUAUUUUAAGGUUUAUAAGGUGUCUAACUUUAUUUACCGCAGUACAAGAGUGGUUUUAUAGACGUUAUUUGAUGAUCAGAAUGAGUCGUGUUCAUUUUCCGGUUUGACAAUGUCGCCGCAUUCUUUGGAUAUGACUUGUUCAAUGCAUCAUAUCACGGUUAUGUACACUGUGUUGAUAAUGAAAUCCUGCUCAAGGCGGACGGAAUAAAUUCAAUUAUUUUAGCAAACAUACUUCCUUUUUUGACAAUAUAAAAUGUAUGAUAAUAUGCUUUCCUUCAUUAUUGAAUUGGAAAAAUAUGCAUUCUUUUUAAUACUUCAAGUUGCCGUGAACAACAGUUGCCGUACUUCCCUUUUAGUCGGACAGAAUCGACAGAAAACAUACUUCUCCUUAUUGAUACGAAACUUAAUAAACGUGUAUUCUUCAACGUCUCUCCAAUAGAACUAAUAAAGUGGAAUACUAUUCAUUUGUAACGUGUGACGUUGCUAUGCACCGUUUAUUUUAAUUUUCUUAUCGUAUUUGAGUACAGUUGUUUUAUUUAAACGAAACAAUUUUAUGCUCAUUACAAAUUUUGAUUUGACACUUUGACUAACCGAAUCUGGUAAGCGAAUUUGAUUGAAUGGAUUUUUUUACCGUCUAGCGAACUCUGAACACAACUUCUACGUGCAUCCACGGCUAGCAGUCAAUAUUUUUUUCCUUCAAUCAUGUAAUUUUACAUAUAGUUUAUGAAAAAUAGGCCUGAACUCAAACACAAUUUUUUAUUUUCUUUUGAAGUAAUGUUUCAAGUGAGAUAAAAUGAUGAAAUAACGUAUGUUUUUUGAUUACGUAUUUUGUACAUGUGUUGAUAUAUUGACACAUUUCUGACAAACGUUCAAUGAAUUUGGUUUUUGAUACUAAUCACAUCAAACACAAUUGUUUUAAGAAUAAUCAAUGAGAUAAUGCCAAAAAUCACGUUUUUCAUCCAUUCCAUGUUCGAUGAUAAAUCGUCCAAUCUUCCAUUCAACAAGCCUUCGAUGUCGUCUUUCAACUGUCCAUAAUCGCCACUAUUUGUUUUCAAGUCACCAUGGUUGAAAAUUCGUUUGGCCACACGAUCCAGUUUGGACUCCCAACGGGCCAGUCUUCCGCCGAUUGCAUUGAUCGCCUUCUCGUUACUUAUAUGUUGCAUCUUCGCGGUUUCGUUGAUUUGACGUAUCAUUUGACCCAUUUUCUGGCUAUUGAUAUUUAUUUCUUGGAGUUUACCUUCGGUAAGAAGAACGGUUUUCUGCAAACGAUCGAGAUUUUGUUCGAAGGUCGACAAUUUUUCUUCCGAGGACAAGAAUUCAGCCAAAACAUCAAAUUCGUGCGACAUGUGUUGCAUUUUUGUCAGCUCCAAUUGAAGUUCAAGCAUUUUCUGAUUUGCUGUAUCGUGCAUGGUGGUGAAUUGGUUGCGAAGUUUUACCAAAUGUCGGUUCAAACCAUCGUUUUUGUCACUUGUUUCAGUAGAAUUCACGGUGAUCACUUUGGGGCUAUCGAUGCUUACGAGUGAUUUACACAUGGGACCCGUUGAGUAUGGCGUCGAUUGAUUUGAAAUCAAAGCCGAUGAUUUCAAUGCCGGUUGAGAAUUUUUUUCCAACAUGGACGACGCAGCAGCAGUGACUUUCUUUAUAGGCGCCUCUUUUUCCUUUGAAACAACUUUUUCACCCGGAUUCAAACCUUUCACAACGUCAAAUGUUUUCUUUGCAUGGCCGGAAUUGGCUUGACACUGUUUUUUCAUCCAGUGCAUGAAGAGCAGCGGAUCUUUAUCCAGUUUUUCAUAUUGUUUUAACAAGUCACGCGGCUGGAAAAUCAUAUCGAAUUAAAAUUUUGUUAUUAAUCAUAUAAAGUAGUCCAGAAAAUUCGUUUUGUCGAUUUAUUGCAAACUUCAUUCACACCUACCUUUCUGAUACCAACAGCAUCUAGUCGCUUGGCAUAUUUUACACCGAUGCCAGGAAUGGCGGUUAUGCCAGCGGUGAUCACAUUUUUCGAAACCAAUUUUUCCAUUAUAUUCAAUUUGCUUUAUUCAACUUGCUUCUAAACGCUGUCUAACCACAAACUGAUUGUUCCCACGACUUCAAACAACUACUUUGCUCUAAUAUAAACAAAAAUCGCUUUUGUUUAUUUAUUUAACUGCAACAAUUGAUUACUUAGUCGCAUGUCGUUCAAAGAGAUAUUUUUGAACAUCGCGAACAUUUUUGGCGGUUAUAUUUUGAAAACUGAACUCAAAAAGUGGUAAAUUGAGAAAAAAUCCUUUAAAAUUGGAUAAAAUAACCAAGAUCUUGAACACUUUUGUUCAUAUAAAGUUCAUAGCUUAAAUGCAUUCACCCGUUUCGAAUGAUUCCCGCUUCAGCUGAACGAAAACUCAACGAAACGCUAGCAUUGAAGCGACACCAGUGCCUCUGGUGCUGGGUAUCGAUCUGUCAAAAAGCGAUUCUGUUGACAUUUCGCUUUAUUCAACCGUCCGUCGUAUGAGUACAACAAGAAAAAGAGAAAAAAGAAGAACACGAAAUAUUUGUAGGAGCAAUUAAAAAAAAUAUAUAUAUCCAACAGAUCAAAUGUUUUAUAGCAAACAACAAACUAAACGCAACAUUUUGUUCGUAAAAAUGACACGGAAUAUUAGUGCUAGUGACUAAUUCAAUAAUCAAAUGUAAUACGUUUCGUAAUUGGUUGAAAAAAUAAUUGAUAAAAUCUCCAAAUCGCCCCGUUCCAAAUUAAAUAAAAAUAAACAAUACAAAUAAAUCUGUUUAAUGAAUAUGGUGAUUACGUUUUCAUGAAAAUAACUUGCAUUAAGGUUAUGUUUAUCAUUAAAUAAAUGGCAUCCAGUGGAUUUAAUUGCGAACACGAAUAUUCAUUUCAAUAGAUUGUAUGUGCCUCGGUUCCAUGUUAUUUUCGAUAAAAUAAUUUUUUGUGUUUGGUGCUAAAAUAGAAAUAUCUCUAUCAAUUUGAAUCGCUGGCCGAUCCGCAUGUAGUCGUUGUGGAAUAUCAAAAAGCCUAGAUUUAAAAAAAAAUAAACAGUCAUUUAAACUCGAAUACAAAUUGAUUUGGUGGAAUGUACUCUACAAUCGUCGGAAUAAUGUCUGAUUCUGCAUGCAAAGGAAAAAAUAACUUUACUAGCUAUUUGGACUCGGAGACACUCACCGAGCACGAUGUACUACAGGAGAGUCUCAAGCCCAAACUUUUGACAGGUGAACUGGAAGUGGCAAGUGCGAAGAACGUUAUUCUCUACACCACUCUAUCGAAUAAGAGUAAAGAUCGAGAGAAUGGCCUAUGUGGCUUGCUGGUUGUUACAAAUUUCAAACUGUCAUUUUUAACCACUGAUAAUGAACAGAAUAUUACGUAUCAAGAGAACUUUUUCCUCCAACGGAAUGAUGUCACACUCCAAAACAUUGACCGAAUUUAUCAAAUAGUCGACCGGAAGAAGCGAUUAAUCAAUCCCUAUUCGAAAAUUAACCCGAAACUAGAAGGUUUAUACAUUGUGUGCAAGAAUUUCCGAGCGCUAAGAUUUGGAUUUAAACGAUCAGAAGUGGGGCAGGGCAAACGGAUCGCUGAGGCUCUAACAAAAUUUGCCUUUCCAAAUCAACAUGAUCUACUCUUUACCUACAAAUAUGAUGAAAAAUACUACAAUACACUGCGGAAUAUUUCAUUGUACAAUAAGAAAAUCGACUGGAGCUACGAGUUAAGUCGAUGCGGUGCAAGUAAUUGGCAUGUAUUAUCAAUGGAUCAUGAAGACACAAUACCCAGUGGUUCGUUGCCCAUGCACAUCGUUAUCCCGAGAAGCCUUACAGAGAGUGAAUACAUCAAAAUAGCGAACUCAUUUCGAAAUGGACGUGCCGCAGUUUGGGUGUACAGCCUCGGCAAUGUGUCACUAGUGCGAUUGGCUGAAUUAAUGCCCACGAUUACUGACACACGACAGGAGAAUCGAAUACUGGAAAUUAUACGAAAGUGUGAUCCAUUGAAGCCAGAGCCACACAUCAUGGAAUUGAGCAAAUGUCUACCGAGCAAUCAAGACGUUCAAACCAGCUACACUAAAUUGCGCGAAUUAUUCACGCCCGAAUCGACGCGUCAGUUUAUGACACAGGACGUUCGAUUCUACACACUGUUGGACAAAACGUACUGGAUACUUUAUGUUUCGUUGUGCCUCAAAUACGCAAAUGAAGCUGCGACCAAAAUGAGAGAGGGACAAACGGUUGUUCUUCAGGAAAAUGACGCUCGUGACAUGUGUUGUGUGAUUUCGAGUCUGACGCAACUUUUAUUGGACCCAUAUUUCCGAACGAUUUCUGGCUUUGAGUCACUCAUUCAAAAGGACUGGGUAGCACUUGGUCAUCCAUUCAGCGAUCGUUUGGGUCAUGUCAUCAACAGCGAUACAAGCGAACAGAGUCCCUUGUUGUUACUCUUUUUGGAUUGUACAUGGCAGCUCUUGCAACAAUUCCCCGACGAAUUUGAAUUUUCGGAAACAUUUUUAACAACACUGUGGGAUUCCGCAUUUUUGCCCCUAUUUGAUACAUUCCUAUUCAAUUCUGAGCAUGAUCGUCAAGUUGCCUUGAGAAAGAAUCGAUUGGUGUUGCGCCCGGUGUGGGACUGGGGUGAACAGUUUUCGGACAAAGAUUUGGCACUGUUCUCAAACCCAUUAUACAAAAAACCACCCGAACAACAGAACAACGCACGAAAAUCGUUGGCUAUGGUGUUGCCAUCAUCAGCUGUUCCGCUGCCUGGACUGCAUCGACCCAACAAUGCUCGAUUCUCGAUGAACGUAGCAUCUUUGUCAUCACCAGCACACGUGAUGAAAUCAACACCUGAAAUUCGUUAUCUGAAACCAAAUACGGCCGUUCGUGAUUUGGACAUUUGGAUGCAAUGCUACUAUCGAUGGUUGCCGGUGCUUGAAAUAAAAAAUGGUGGUAAUUCGCAAAUCGAUCUCUUCAAUCGCAUGAUUUUGAAUCGAAUUUCAAAGCUGCAACAAGACUUGCAAACGCGAACAUUCGACGAACCGAAUGCAAGAAAACAAUCAACAACUGCAACCAAAGCCGAUGACAAUUUGCUCCACACAAUGCCGAUGAUCAGUUCAUUUUUCCCAUUUACACCGAAUACAACCAACACCAAUGAACUGACUGACAUUCUCGCUACGAGCAGCGAACUGCUCACUGAGGGCUCUAUUUUUGAUGGUUUAUCUGUGCAACAAGGAGAAUAAUAGCUCGACUCGUUUAAUUUAUUAUCGUAGGAAAUGUAGACGUUAAACAACAACAACAACAAAAAUGCUUCGAACGAUAAAACAAAAAAGCAUUUUACCUGACAGAACAAAAAAGAGAGAAAAAAAAACAAAUAUUGCAAAAGCAUUAGUUGAAUUGGACGAAAAAAUUUCGCAUGUAGUGGAACACAGUGCAGCUUGUAUAGUUAGCAAAUUUGCUCUACAAAAUACUGAUUAGAAAAAGAAAAGAGACACACAUACACGUCCGCUUAUUAAGUGCAUAACGAACGAGAUAUUUGAUGAAAUUAUUAUUAUUGAACGAGAUCAAUGACUCGCAAAACGGGAUAUUUCACUGAGUUUUUACAGUUGAGUAUCCGAAUUUGUUUUCCAUGAUGAAAUCCCCCUUUGUUUUCCUCAUUUGCAAAUGGUAUAUAGAUUUAUAUAUUUUCUAUAUGACUUAGGACAUUUAAAAUAUGCAACAAAAUUGAAAUUAAAUUUUGGAAACAUUUUUUUUUUUAAUAAUUUAAGUGAGAAAAUAAUUGCUGAAUAUAGAGACGAAUCGAAGAUGAAAAGAGAGAAAAACACAUUGUGUCUCUAAAAACGAAAGGAGUGAGAGGGGGAGAAAUUCGAAAUAGCAAAUGUUACGUUUUGAUCAAAAUAUAAAAUUAUUACUUUGAACAUAUUUUAUGUUGUGUUAUUUCAAAUUGAUAAUUGAUGAAUAAAUCUGAAAAAGAAAAUGAAGUAAAGUCUAAAGAAAA
Molecule: messenger RNA, 6289 nt
Organism: Sitodiplosis mosellana (orange wheat blossom midge)
Lineage: Eukaryota; Metazoa; Arthropoda; Insecta; Diptera; Cecidomyiidae
Product: myotubularin-related protein 10-B
Exons: 13
Coding region: 3399-5534 (711 amino acids)
Source: RefSeq, a predicted model, not a curated record